AUGGUCGAUUCGAUCUCUUCCAGCUGUGAAACGAAAGACGACUGGGCACCCAUAGAACUCAGCACCUGGCGAGUCUUUCGAGAUAAAGCAUGGGUGACGCAAAAAGUCUUCGAACACCGCCUUCCAGGCUCUGGUACUGACGCAGACCCAUAUCUUGUGGAAUGGCUACCCUGCGACGUCCGAAAUCCCAUGAACUUCUCACAACGUCGGAAAUGGACUUUAGCAUGGAUAGGCGCCUUUACGGUUUUCGGCGUGUCGUUCUCAUCUUCUGGAGACACGGGAGGCAUACUCAGUCAAAUGGUUGAGUGGGGGCUGUCCAAUACCCUGGCACUGCUUCCCAUUUCGUUCUUCGUGCUGGGAUUUGCCAUCGGACCAGUAUUUUGGGCCCCUUUGAGUGAGAUUUAUGGCAGGCAGGCCAUUUUCCUCCUCACCUAUGUCACCUACACAGUCUUUGAUGCUGGCUGCAUUGGAGCGCAGACGAUCACUCAGCUGGUUGUGUUAAGAUUCAUUGCGGGAUUAUGUGGAAGUGCCCAACUUACAAAUUCUGGGGGAAUCAUCGCAGACAUGUUUUCUGCUGCCGAGCGAGGCAAAGCACAAAGUGUUUUCGCAUGUGCACCUUUCAUGGGCCCUGUUUUGGGCCCAGUCGUGGGAGGAUACCUUGGUCUGCCGUUAUCGUGGAGAUGGAUUCACGUACUCAUUACUUGCUUGGCAACUUGCCUUCUAUUCGCAGGCUCUAUUAUCCCGGAAACGUACGCCCCAGUCUUGCUUCAGCACCGUGCAAGAGCGCUAUCUAAGAGAACCGGGAAAGUCUAUGUCACUCGACUCGACCAUCUCCAAGGGCCCAAAUCAUUGCCAGCUAUUCUGAAAAUUGCUUUGGCACGACCAUGGGUUUUACUGUUCAAAGAGCCUAUUGUCCUCAUCAUGUCUACAUACAUGGCAAUCUUCUACGGGACAAUGUAUAUGUUUUUCGGAGCCUUUCCAAUCGUGUUCGAGGAGCUGCGUGGAUGGAGUCAGGGAGUCAGCGGACUCGCAUUCUUCGGACAGACGGUUGGCAUGGCCUUUGCUUUGUUAUAUAUGAGGUGGGAGAACACGCGCUACGUUCGAAUCGCAGACGCCUCGCCGCAUGGUCGGGCGCCAGCAGAAGCCCGACUUCUGCCCUGCAUGAUCGCCGCAAUUGCGACUCCCAUAGGCCUCUUUCUGUUCGCCUGGACGAACGGGAAAACGAUGCCUUGGAUUCUCCCCGUCAUUGGAAGCGGCAUCUUCGGGUUUGGCAACGUCCUCCUGAGUUUAGGUUGCGUCAACUACCUCAUCGAUGCCUACGUCAUCUACGCUGCGUCCGUUAUGGCUGCCACGGCAAUGCUGCGAUCAGUCCUAGGAGCUACGUUUCCAUUGUUCACGGCCACCAUGUAUAACCAUCUUGGCAUUCACUGGGCGUCAAGUAUCCCCGCAUUCUUGGCGCUGAUUUGUAUGCCGUUCCCCUUCAUCUUUGCUCGAUACGGAGCCGCAAUUCGAAGCCAGUGCGAAUAUGCUGCCGAAGCUCAGAAAGCGUUGGAUGAGAUGCUGAAAACGAGUGGAGAAGGCGAGAAUAUCACGGACUUGGAAUUGAUUCAGGAGGAAGCAAAGCUGGACCUGGAUAGGCGUACCACGGUGAAAACAGUACACACUAUAGCUGUUUAGCAGAAGCAAAAAGCUCAUAUCUACUUUAUAAACCACCCAUUUCGCAUGUAAUUGCAUAAAAUAAUACCGGAGAACCAAAAAACAAUAGGCUUCAAUUCUCAGUACUUCCUUGGGCCGAACACAGAAGCCGAAGCCGUCGGCUAGGAUCCCGACGUCAACCACAUAGUGAAAGGGUAGGAAUUACGUAAUAAAACACAAUGUAACG
Molecule: messenger RNA, 1882 nt
Organism: Hyaloscypha bicolor E
Lineage: Eukaryota; Fungi; Ascomycota; Leotiomycetes; Helotiales; Hyaloscyphaceae
Product: MFS general substrate transporter
Exons: 2
Coding region: 1-1677 (558 amino acids)
Biological process (GO): transmembrane transport
Molecular function (GO): transmembrane transporter activity
Source: RefSeq, a predicted model, not a curated record